Molecule: messenger RNA, 777 nt
Organism: Phycomyces blakesleeanus NRRL 1555(-)
Lineage: Eukaryota; Fungi; Mucoromycota; Mucoromycetes; Mucorales; Phycomycetaceae
Exons: 5
Coding region: 1-777 (258 amino acids)
Source: RefSeq, a predicted model, not a curated record
AUGGUCUUUUAUUUUGUCCACAAAGACGCAGUUGACGAAGCAAGAAUAAUGCCCGAUACUCACGGGACGGUAGAAAAAUAUCGCUGGAUACUUCACUGUCUGCGGGAUGCAGUCUUUCCUAGUGCUAAAGACAGCAACAGCAGCACUCCUCUUUUUCCAAGUGUAUCGAUCACUAAUAACGAGCAAUCAUUGAGAAAUACAAUUACUCAUGCUUUCCCUGAGUCAAAACAAUUUGUGCCAGCAAUUAAGGAAGACAAAAACGGCGAAAAGAGAGGUUUCUUGGAGAAGUUGGCUGGUUACUUGGACAUAUUUGCUUUUGGGGAACAUUGCAUAGACAGGAAAAAAAUUACCGAUGCUUUCCUUGAAAGAUACCUUUAUUUUGGUAAUUGCACCUCUAACUGUGCAGAGAGUGCACAAGCUUCUCUUAAACAUUCUCUUGGUACUUCCUCAGGUAAACUGAAGACGGUGGCCUUGAAAGUUAAAAUAUGGUACGAGGAGUUUGUCGAUGACUGCAAGCGCAGAUUGACGGUGGAGUACAUUAGAGGGAGCACAAACGUUGCUUUGAACAAAAUAAAGAGUGCAAGUCUUACUGAGAUCCGUUACAGAAUUAGCAGAUAUGAAAUAGACAAAAUCAAGCUAAAGCUUUCAAAAUCGAUCAUACCAGAAAAUACGAAAAAAAGAGUGCCAUUGGCUCAUCCAAUACAACUACUUGCUUCCCUGCUCCCACGCACUUACCAAUUUGAUAUAAUUGCAAUCCCCUGCAUCCAAAGACGCUGA